Molecule: messenger RNA, 2617 nt
Organism: Pterocles gutturalis (yellow-throated sandgrouse)
Lineage: Eukaryota; Metazoa; Chordata; Aves; Pterocliformes; Pteroclidae
Gene: PCDH12
Product: protocadherin 12
Biological process (GO): homophilic cell-cell adhesion
Cellular component (GO): plasma membrane
Molecular function (GO): calcium ion binding
Source: RefSeq, a predicted model, not a curated record
AUGCGGCGGCAGGUGGGCAAGCCCACAGCGGUGUGCUGGGGCAGCGGGGCGGUGGGCUUCGCCAGCAACAUGCUGCUGCUGAGCCGGUCUGCUCUCCAUCUCCCAGCCUUGUGGUGGUACCUCUUCCUCUCCGCCGACGCCCAGGAGGUGGCCACGUUCACAGUGCAGUACCGGGUGUUUGAAGAAGUGCCGCUGGGAACCGUGAUAGGGACGCUGGCCAAGCACUUUGAGGGGGGAGAGAGCGGUGAAACAUCAGCGGAUACCUUCCAGCUGAUGGAGACCCCCGGGAGGUUCCCGCUGCAUGUGGGGAGCGGGGAUGGGGUGCUCAGCACGGCCGGGCGGGUGGACAGGGAGCAGCUUUGCCGGCACAGCGAUCCCUGCUGGGUCUCAUUCGACGUGCUGGCUGCCCAAAACCUGGCUCUGAUUCAUGUGGAAGUUCAAGUGCUGGAUAUCAAUGACAAUGCACCACGGUUCCCCACGCCCGAGCUGGAGCUGGAGAUGUCAGAGAGUGCAUCCCUGCAGAUGAGGAUCCCGCUGGAUCGAGCCCUGGAUGCCGAUGCCGGCCCCAACGCCCACUGCUCUUAUGCCCUCUCCCCCAGUGAGCACUUUGCUCUGGAGGUCAUCGCCGGCUCUGAUGGGAUGAGGCAUGCGGAGCUUGUUGUGGUUAAAGAAGUGGACCGGGAGCUGCACUCCUCCUUCGACCUUGUGCUGACAGCCACCGAUCACGGGGAGCCGCCAAAAUCAGGUACUGCUUUAAUUAAAGUCAUUGUCCUUGACUCCAAUGAUAACAGCCCCGUCUUUGCAGAGAGCUCUUUCACAGUAGAGGUUCGGGAGGAUGCUGUGCCCGGGACCCUGCUUGUGACAGUCACGGCCACCGACCCCGACCAGGGUCCCAACGGGGAGAUCGAGUACAGCCUGAGCAGGCACGCGCCCCCGGAGGUGCUGAGCGCGUUCAGCAUCGAUGCGCGCACAGGCAGCGUCAUCCUGAAGCACCUGCUGGACUAUGAGGAGACCCACGCCUAUGAGCUGGACGUGCAAGCCCGGGACCUGGGCGCCAACCCCAUCCCAGCGCACUGCAAGAUCCUGGUCAAAGUCCUGGAUGUCAACGACAACGCUCCUGACGUCCACGUCACCUGGGCCAUGCGGGUGCCCGUGCUCUCCGAAGCCCUGCCCAAAGACAGCUUUGUGGCUCUGGUGACAACCAGUGACCCUGAUUCGGGAAGCAAUGGGCAAGUGCAUUGCUCCCUCAGUCAGGGGUACGAGCACUUCAGGCUGAAGAGGACCAACAGCCACAGCUUUGUGCUGCUGACCAACACCACGCUGGACAGGGAGCUGCGCGCCGAGUACAACCUGACGCUGGUGGUGCGGGACCAGGGUGACCUCUCCUUGGCCGUGCUGAAGCACCUCACCAUCCGCAUCAGCGACAUCAAUGACAACGCCCCUUCCUUCGAGAAGGCCGCCUAUGAGGCUGCCAUCGCUGAGAACAGCAAAGCACCUGCCUUCCUGCUCACUGUCCGAGCCACCGACCCGGACCUGGGUUUCAACGGGAAAAUCACCUACAGCAUCCCACACUCCUCCACUUCAGGUCUGGUCUCAAUCGACCCCACCUCUGGGGAUGUUUUUGCCCUCCAACCUUUUGAUUAUGAGCAGGUGAGGAGCCUGGAGAUCCUGGUGAUGGCAGAGGAUGGUGGUCAACCCAAGCUGGCAUCCAAUGUCUCCAUCAGGCUGGCUGUGAUUGACCGGAACGACAACGCACCUGUCAUCACUGCGCCGGUGCUGGUGGGAGGCGCGGCCACACUCUCUGUCCUGGUCAAUGCAGAGACAGGGUGCUUCUGGGUAGCCCUGGGGAAUGGGAGCACCCAAGGGACUGCAGCGGUGACCAAUGCAACUCUCAUGUCGUGCGCCGACGCUCCCUUCCUCUUCACCGUCUCAGCCAGGGAUGCAGACUCUGGCAUCAACGGGGCUCUCCGGUAUGAUCUGGUGGGUGGGGACGAUGCUGGGCUUUUCAUCCUGGACCCUCUCUUGGGGCAGGUCUUCCUCAACGCCAGCAAUGCCAGCAGCCUCGCCGGGAGCGAGUGGGAGCUGGUGGUCCAGGUGAGCGAUGGGGGGGAUAUCCCCCUGCACACCCUGGCUCGUGUCCGCUUAGUUUUCCGGCACCACGGGGCAUUCUCCAAAAUCUCAGCCCAGGAUCCCAGGUGGCUGAGCCCAUUCGUGGUGGUCGUUAUCUGCCUGGCCGCUCUCCUGGGCGGGUGCCUUCUCCUUUUGGCUUUAACCCUGUCUGUGCGUAAGAAGGAGAAGAAGGAUGGCAUGGCUUAUAACUGCAGGGAGGCAGAGGAUGCCCGCAGGCAGCAGCAGCUCAAGAAGCCGCGCAGGCAGAUCCAGAAGACCGACAUCCACCUCGUCCCGCUGCUCCGGGGCCGGCCCCGGGAGGCUGAGCCCCACUGUCCCUGCCCGGAGGAUCUGCCCGGCACGGCCACCCCUACACUGGGGGGCUCCCCGCAGGCUCCCCUCCACUUCACCCCCACUCUCUACAGGACACUGAGAAAUCAGAGGACCCAAAAGGACUCAGAUGAGCCACAGGAGACCUUCAACCUGCCCAUCCUGCAGCGCCGGCCCU